GACGUGUAUUUAUAUGUCUACGUUAGAUGGCAUGUAACCUACAGUGUAAUUUAACGAUUUGAACAGAAUUAUUACUUAAUAUAUUUUUUAGCAGAUAUGACUGCAAAAUCCCUUCAAGAGCUAGUGCGCGAGGCGGCGCUCGCGCAUGGAGAUGAAACAGCUGUCGCGUUCGACAGCAGCAUCGCAGCGCGUGUGUCUUUUACAUAUGAUGAAGUAAUUUCCCUAGCAAAUGAAUUAACUGAACAUCUGCGCGUCUCUGUUCAGAAACAUGAUAGCGUCAUGGGGUUAUUCUGCCAUACAGACGUCUUCCUCCCUGUCUGGAUUAUUGGUGUUCUGCAGUUUCCUGCUGCAUAUGUUCCCCUUGAUCCUGCCUCACCAACUUCAUGCACCCUGAGAAUGAUGAACAAGUGCAGACUGAAUUUCUGCUUGAUACAGAGUGAUUUACUUAAUAAAUUCCAGAGUGCAUUUUCCAAACUGCUAUCCCUGGAGGUAUGUUCAACAUUGUCGUCGCAUAAUCUUACUGUAAUAAAGAUACAAAGAGAUCAGGAUGCACACAUUCAACCGACAGAGACUGAACAUCAGCAUUCCAACUCUACUAUGACCAAAGAGAGCCACCAGAGAGAGCAAUUGGCUUAUGUUUUGCACACAUCUGGAACAACAGGGCUUCCAAAGAUAGUGAAUGUCCCACACAGGUGUAUUGUGCCUAACAUAAUUCAUCUAAGAUCUCUAUUUAAGAUGACUGCAGAAGAUAUUGUGUUUCUUUCCUCUCCGUUAACAUUUGACCCGUCUGUAGUAGAGAUAUUUUUGGCCCUGUCUUCUGGAGCAUGUCUCCUUAUUGUUCCCUCUGCUGUUAAAAAGAUGCCACACAGACUUGCACAUGUGCUGUUCAAACGAAACGCAACAACAGUCUUACAGGCAACUCCCACUCUUGUGAAGCGCUUUGGAAGGCGUGCAUUGCAGGAGGAAGUGCUUAGUGCAAAUUCAUCCCUACGGUUGUUGGCUUUUGGAGGAGAGCCAUGUCCAUCUCUGACUCUUCUCAAGAGCUGGAGGCAGGAAGGCAAUAGCACACACAUCUAUAAUCUUUAUGGCACCACAGAAGUUUCUUGCUGGGCAAGCUGGUACAAAGUCCCAGACAAACUCCUAUGCUCAGAUGACACAACUGAUGUAUCUGUGCCCAUUGGGGAGCCAUUGUUGGAUACUGUAAUCGAAGUGAGAAAUGAGACUGGACAUUUUGUCACUGAUGGAGAAGGACAGGUGUUUAUUGGUGGUCAGGAGAGGGUGUGUCUGCUAGACAAAGAGGAAACUGUAGUCGGGGGAACGAUGCGUGCUACUGGUGACUGGGUGCAGGUGCGCGAUUCCCAUCUGUAUUUCCUGGGAAGAAAGGAUCGACUCGUCAAGCGAUUUGGUCAGCGGGUGCAUCUAGAUGCCCUGCAGCGGAUCAUAGAGAAUUUACCCCAGGUAGAGGCGUGUACAGUGAGCCUGAGUGGGGAUAGCAGGUUGGUGGCAUUUAUAGUGCUUGCAUCAGGUCAACCAAGAGCCCUUUCAUCCUCCUCCUCAGAAAUUCAUCAUGGAAAGCCUUUUCAAGAUUCUACUGAGGCCUCUGAAGUGGUUGCUGAAGUAGAAGACCUAAGAGACUCCUCUUCCUCCCUCAGAGUUAUUGAAGGAGAAAUUCGCCAUACAUUAUCUCAGUUUUUGGCCAGUCAUAGCAUUCCAGACACAAUCUUGUUUAUCUCCGCACUUCCACUCACCUCUCAUGGUAAAAUUGCCAUGGACGAGUUGAUGAGGAUGUGUGAGACCCAAAGACAGAACACAGAUAAACAAACUGUACAAAAAGACAUUGAUACCAUAAGACUGAAACUACAGACAUUAUGGAAGGAGUGUCUUGGCCUGGCUAAUGAUGUGGUGGUUGAGGAGGAUAAACACUUUAUGUUAAGUGGAGGAGACUCCCUUCAGGCCCUGCGCCUCUUUGAUGAGCUCACUGUUGCCAUGGGGACAACCUCAGUGGGCCUACUAGAAGUCAUAUUAGAUGGCUCUUUCUCAGAUGUGCUAAGCCACAUCAUGACCAAAGCAGAUAACAAUGUAAUCCAGCCAUCAAAGAAAAGAUUGCUUGAAGAUUCUGCCUCUGUAUUUUCCCCAAAAAGACUGCACAAGGAUAUGACCACAGUGGGUGUCCCAGAAAGCACAAUGGGUUUUGUAGUUCCCUCAGUGAAAAGGACUGCGGGAUUUGUAGUUGUGAGGCGAGCUGGAGAGGUUAUCGAUCUUCUUGGAGGACAACAUAAUGACUUCUCAGACAUAAUUACAGUGACAGAAACUUCUGAAGACAGUAAAGUGGAUUUAAUAUUUAAUGCUUCACGUGAACUUGGUGAGAUACCUCAGGAUAAUUCCAAUGUUAAAAAGGUCACUGAGCAGCAUGUCCCUCAAGAUGUUGGUGGUAGUCAAAUGACUGCAUCCUCUAGGGAAGAUUCUCCUGAUGCUCUACCUCUUGGCCUCCGAGUCCUCUGGAGCUCGGACACAGGCAGAUGUGUGGAUGCCUCUCCCGUGCUGCUGGUGGGCCCCGAGAGAACCACAGUGUUUAUUGGCUCUCACUCACAUAGACUGCAGGCUCUUGACCUGACCAACGGGGAGGUCAUCUGGGAGCGUAUCCUUGGAGAUCGUCUGGAGUCUUCUGCUGCCAUUUCAAAAUGUGGAACCCUUUUGGUAGUAGGCUGCUAUGACAGAAAUGUGUAUUUCCUGGAUGUAUCCUGUGGGGAGACAUUAUGGAUGUUCAAGACAGGAGAUGUGGUCAAAAGUUCUCCUACUGUAGACCCUAAAACUGGACUUGUUUUAGCAGGGUCCCAUGAUGGCUAUAUUUACGCAUUAAACCCACUGGCCAAGUGCUGUAUAUGGCAGCACUAUUGUGGUGGAGGAGCAGUGUUUUCAUCCCCAUGCAUCCACUUGUCUCAAAGAAAGUUGUACUGUUGUACUCUAGGAGGGAAUCUCCACUGUCUUAAUCCAGACAGUGGAAAAGUCUUGUGGACAUACACCAGCAGUGUUCCUUUUUUCUCAUCUCCAUCCUGCUCUGAUACUUGUGUCUUCAUUUGUUCAGUCAAUGGACAUGUUUUUGGAUUAAGCCAUUCUGGAGUUAAGUUAUGGGAUUUCUCUGCUAAAGGAUCAAUCUUCUCGUCACCAUGCAUUUCUUGCUUGGCAUCUUUGAACAGUCAUCAACUACUGUCUAAAACGUCUUGCAGCAACAAAUCAAUGUUACCAUCACCCAAUCAGACGGUUACAUGUGGGUCACAUGACAGCUUUGUUUACUGUUUAAAUGCUGUUAAUGGAUUGUUAUUAUGGCAGUUCCAAACCACAGGCAAGGUUUUCUCUACUCCAUUUGUAUUUAAUGGCACCCCAUGGGGUUUCGCAGUACUGGUUGCUGUGUGCUCUACUGAUGGGACAGUGUGGAUUUUAGAUGGAGAGACAGGUGCACUGAAGGCUUCUAUGUCUUUGCCAGGGGAGCUUUUCUCCUCUCCUGUUGUAUGGGGACAUUCUUUAGUGGUUGGAUGUCGUAAUGAUUAUGUUUACUGUCUAGAACUGUGCAGACAAUGAUUAAU
Molecule: messenger RNA, 3584 nt
Organism: Xyrauchen texanus (razorback sucker)
Lineage: Eukaryota; Metazoa; Chordata; Actinopteri; Cypriniformes; Catostomidae
Product: beta-alanine-activating enzyme-like
Exons: 14
Coding region: 97-3579 (1160 amino acids)
Biological process (GO): amino acid activation for nonribosomal peptide biosynthetic process
Molecular function (GO): protein binding
Source: RefSeq, a predicted model, not a curated record